AUGAUCUUCCCCAACGCGGCCUCCCUGAACCUGCCGCCCACCCGCUUCGCGCUUAAAGCGCGGCCCUACUUCAUCGGGCUGCUGGGAGUGCAAGCCCUGCUGAUGGUGGCCAGGUUUCUCAUCUUGGACGUGUGGGGAGCUCUGCUGUCGCUGCUGAUUCUGACUUUGGGGACCUUCGUCCUGGCCACCGGAGCAGGGGUGGACACAGGCUAUUGCCUCUACUACGGACUCAUGUGCCUGGUGAACGGGAUCUUCGAUGCCAUCCUCUUCUUGGAGAGGGCGGUCCAUGUGAAGUAUCCCUUGUUUUCAAGGCAUGCACCAGCGGUCUUCAACGCCGCUUCGGGCGUCUUCUUGGUCUGCCCAAUCAUCGAAUUAGCUGCGGCUUCCCUGGCUGCAGCGAUCUACAUCGAGGCAUCCGAGCAGGAGAGCCGGCUUCUGAUGCCCAGCCUGCAGCAGCUGGAUUUCGGCUCGGCGCAGGAGAGUGAGGCCCGCCGCCCAUCGGAGCAGUUCCAAGCCUUCACAGGCCGCAGCUACCACCUCUGA
Molecule: messenger RNA, 543 nt
Organism: Symbiodinium sp. CCMP2456
Lineage: Eukaryota; Dinophyceae; Suessiales; Symbiodiniaceae
Source: the annotation of a GenBank genome assembly